This is a messenger RNA of Acaromyces ingoldii, 824 nucleotides long. RefSeq lists its product as hypothetical. The coding region runs from base 33 to 623 and encodes 196 amino acids. Lineage: Eukaryota; Fungi; Basidiomycota; Exobasidiomycetes; Exobasidiales; Cryptobasidiaceae. The record is from RefSeq and is a predicted model, not a curated record. The transcript has 2 exons.
AGCUUGUUUUGGCCGGUGGCACGAAAGAUCUCAUGCUCGACGACGUGGAAGGCUUGAAAGAGGUCUGGGAUAAGGGAAAAGCCGUCCAUUGCAUGUUCUGCCAUGGCUACGAGAACCGAGACAAGAAGCUGGCGCAACUGGGGCUGAACCCAAUGGUGGUCCAUGUGCUCGGAGGAAUUGGAACACUGUCGAAGGACGUGACGGUCCUUACGAACGAGCCCGUUGGAGCUUCCGACCCGAAGGUCAUGGACGCGGUCAAGAGCCUGGGAUUCUCUAUCAUCGAGGGCAAAGUAGAGUCGACGAAGCUGACGCAUGACGACGAUAAAGUUGAAAUCGCCGUCAAGGAUGCUGGCAAGACGACAUUCGACGUCCUUCUGUGGACCCCUAGUACAACCGUGUCGGAAGGCGUUCGACCGCUUCUGGACAAUCUCGGUCUCCAGGUCAAGUCGGGAUCGAUGCCGAUUAACGAAUAUGUAGAGCCAAUCAACCCCAUGGGCAAGACGAGCGUGCCCGGCGUCUUUGUCGCUGGUGACAUUCAGACGCCCAUGAAGAGUGUCUCGAUGGCGUUGGCGAGUGGGAGUAUCGCUGGAGCAUUUGCUCACUUUGACUUUGGUCAUUUGUGAGCGCCUCCGUAUCUGCACCUAAAAAGAUCACAAGUCUGCAAUUAGUCUCAUCGUUACUUAUGCUUCUUACCUGCUCAUUAAUACUCAUUGCUCUCUGUCUCUUCCUCGAGUAAUGCUAUCAAAGAAUGGAAGUUUCAGAAGACCAUUAGCUUGCACGAGAGUAGAUAGAUAUCAAUUAGCGAUGAAGGUGCACAUAUUAUU